GGUCAGUGUAAAUAUGCGCCGUCCAUGUUCCUGUGACUGUACAUGUGCCUUUUCUGCCUUCUGUAUGUUGUGUGCCUGGCGUUGUGUGUUGGGAGGUAAAAGGAGGCGCUGAGGACUGGGACCUGGUUUAUGAAUAAACAUUUCAUGGGAUGGUCUGAAAACGACAGUUCUCAUGAAUCUUUGUGAUGAUCUCAUGGCAGACCAGAGAAUGGACAUCUCCUCUACGAUGAAUGAGUUCAUGUCUCCCAGCUCCACUGAACUCAUCAGCAGUUCCAUCAGCACGUCCUCCUUGGACUACACCCGCAAGAGGAAAGGCAGUGCCACCGACUACCAGGACAGUAUGGAUAUGGACAAGGACAAGCAAAUUGGAAGGGAUUGUAUUGAUCAACAAGGCCGGAUAAAGAACGCCAGGGAGGCUCACAGUCAGAUUGAGAAGCGACGCAGGGACAAAAUGAACAGCUUCAUCGACGAGCUGGCUUCACUAGUGCCUACCUGCAAUGCCAUGUCCCGUAAACUGGACAAACUGACUGUAUUACGCAUGGCCGUCCAGCACAUGAAAACAUUACGAGGUGCUGCAAACCCUUACACUGAAGCAAACUACAAACCAGCUUUUCUGUCAGAUGAUGAACUGAAACAUUUGAUACUGAAGGCUGCUGACGGCUUUCUCUUUGUGGUCGGCUGCGAUCGGGGAAAGAUUCUUUUCGUUUCCGAGUCUGUGUACAAAAUCCUGAACUACAGCCAAAACGACCUGAUUGGCCAGAGCUUGUUUGAUUAUUUGCAUCCUAAAGACAUUGCCAAAGUCAAGGAGCAGCUGUCCUCAUCCGACACGGUGCCAAGGGAGCGACUCAUUGAUGCCAAAACCGGGCUUCCGGUAAAAACAGACAUCGCGCCGGGUCCGUCCAGGCUGUGCUCUGGGGCCCGGCGCUCCUUCUUCUGCAGAAUGAAAAGUAAUAGACCUCUCAUCAAAAUGGAGGACAAGGACUUCGCCUCCACCUGCUCCAAAAAGAAAGCUGACCGCAAAAGCUUCUGCACCAUCCACAGCACGGGCUAUCUGAAGAGCUGGCCACCCAUGCAGAAGGGCUUGGACGAGGACAACGAGCCCGAUAAUGAAGGCUGUAAUCUGAGUUGCCUGGUGGCCAUCGGCCGCCUUCACCCCCACAUCGUCCCUCAACCGAUGAAUGGAGACAUCCGCGUCAAACCGACCGAGUACGUCUCACGCCACGCCAUCGACGGCAAGUUCGUCUUUGUUGACCAGAGGGCCACUGCCAUUCUCGCCUAUCUACCGCAGGAGCUGCUGGGGACGUCUUUCUAUGAGUAUUUUCAUCAGGAUGACAUCGGCCAUCUCGCCGAAUGCCACAGACAAGUGCUGCAGAUGCGAGAUAAAAUCAACACUAACUGUUACAAGUUUAAGGUGAAAGAUGGCUCCUUCAUCACCCUGAGAAGUCGCUGGUUCAGUUUCAUGAACCCUUGGACCAAGGAAGUCGAGUACAUCGUCGCUACAAACACAGUCGUCUCGGCUGGUACACGUGAUGGAGCUGAUCCCAGCUAUCUCCAGCUCACUGCCUCCCCCCAGAGCAUGGACAGUGUCCUCACAGCUGAUGGUUCUGGAAAACGAGCUCUGCAAACAGUGCCUGGCAUUCCGGGGGGCACAAGAGCCGGAGCGGGCAAGAUCGGCCGCAUGAUAGCAGAGGAGGUGAUGGAGAUCCAGAGGAUAAGAGGCUCGUCGCCUUCUAGCUGUGGCUCGAGCCCACUGAACAUCACCAACAGCACACCCCCUCCAGACACGUCUUCUCCAGGGAGCAAUAAGAUUCAGAAUGGUGGAACUCCGGACAUUCCUUCAGUGGGGAUGAUGUCAAGCCAGGACUCCAUAGGAUACCCUUACUCUAACAACUCACUUUUAAGUGAGAAUUCUCACAUCAGCAUCGGGGACAUCAUGGACGAGCCCGGUUCCAGCAGCCCCAGUAACGACGAGGCAGCCAUGGCUGUCAUCAUGAGUCUUUUGGAGGCUGAUGCUGGACUUGGAGGGCCCGUGGACUUCAGUGAUCUCCCAUGGCCUCUGUGAGAUGAGAGUAUCACUCUCAGCUGAGGGAUUGGGACACAACCAAGGGAGCACGGCUCUCCUUCUUCAGUCAGUGCGUUUACAUACACAUCCAAAUCGAGCUACUGUCGGUAAUCGAGCUAAGGGUCCCAGCAGGGGUGCCAGAGAAAUCCAAUCCUACAUGCACACAAGGAAAUCGAGCUAUUGUGUGAAGUACAUUGUGCACCCGAGCCACAGGUGGCGCUACACGCCCCAUCGUGUUGGUACACUUCCGGUUGUCGUCAUGAAGAAGAGCUAUUCAAGAGUGUAAACAAAGUUAUCAGUUCCGUGUUCUGCUCGCCAUUUUCUCUUCUUCGUUCGUUCGUUCUCCUUGUUCCUCCUGACCUCUUCUGCUGCUCGCUACUACUACUGUUGUCAUGCCGACCGAGGCUGUUGUGUUUCCCGCUUGUGGUCUCGUCACUCGUCACUUCCAGAAGGGGCAGUGCUGAAGUAAGUAGCUCGACUACGUAGCUCGAUAGGGUUUACAUGCACUAAGUAGCUCGGCUACAAUCGCAUAAUCUAGGUCGCGUAGCUCGAUUACGAGAAAUCCAGUUCGGUUCGAUUUCAGCCGAGCUAAGGUGUUUCCAUGGCAUUUAGAACUUCGAUUUCAGUCGCUACGGCAGAAAUUCGAUUUUCUCUAUGUGCAUGUAAACGCACUGACUGUGUCUAUCAUCAGGCCCAGGUUUUAACAUAACGCUUGACAGACUAAUGGUAAGGAAAGUGUUAAUAGCGUGCCAUCAUAAUCUGUUAUUCUGACAAACGUUCCAGAAACACUUCCCAGCAACGCAAAUCAUCUUUCAGGAAUUUUCUCGGUAUACAGAGUGGAACACUGGAAUCAUCCAGUUUUGUGUACAAGGCACAACAUUUGUUGUAUUUUUGUCAAACUGACAUGCAGAAAUCUUUAAUGUACACUCGCCUACCACAUUAAUAGGAACACCUGUACACCUGCUAAUCAUGUUUCAGCAGCACAAUGCAUAAAAUGAUGCAGCUCAAAGCGUCAGUUAAUGUUCACAGUCACGUUAGACUGGGCAAAAAUGUGAUCACAGUGACGUUGAUCCUCGGUGCCAGAUGGACUUUUCACAGAAUGGUGCAAAAAAAAAAAAAAAACGAGUGUCAUGAGUGACAGUUAUGUGCAUGGAAACACAUUGUUGAUGAUUGAGGUCAGAGGAGAAUGAUCAGAUUGGUUCAAGUUGUCAGGAAGGCUAUGGUAACAGAAGUGACCACUCUUUGCAACCAUGGUAAGCAGAAAAGCAUCUCUGAACAUACGAAUCUUGAUGCAAGUCAGCCAAGACCAGGAAUCUGAGGCAUCUUAUCUCAUCUCAUUAUCUCUAGCCGCUUUAUCCUGUUCGACAGGGUCGCAGGCAAGCUGGAGCCUAUCCCAGCUGACUACGGGCGAAAGGCGGGGUACACCCUGGACAAGUCACCAGGUCAUCACAGGGCUGACACAUAGACACAGACAACCAUUCACACUCACAUUCACACCUACGCUCAAUUUAGAGUCACCAGUUAA
Molecule: messenger RNA, 3587 nt
Organism: Neoarius graeffei (lesser salmon catfish)
Lineage: Eukaryota; Metazoa; Chordata; Actinopteri; Siluriformes; Ariidae
Product: basic helix-loop-helix ARNT-like protein 1
Exons: 19
Coding region: 173-2062 (629 amino acids)
Biological process (GO): regulation of transcription by RNA polymerase II; circadian rhythm
Cellular component (GO): cytoplasm; aryl hydrocarbon receptor complex; transcription regulator complex
Molecular function (GO): protein dimerization activity; DNA-binding transcription factor activity, RNA polymerase II-specific; RNA polymerase II cis-regulatory region sequence-specific DNA binding
Source: RefSeq, a predicted model, not a curated record